Molecule: messenger RNA, 264 nt
Organism: Peronospora matthiolae
Lineage: Eukaryota; Oomycota; Peronosporomycetes; Peronosporales; Peronosporaceae
Source: the annotation of a GenBank genome assembly
AUGACUGCUCUGACCGAAGACGACAUUGUGAUCGAGAACCAUUCGACGCCAACAGUCUCCGAAAAUACGGCACUGCGGCUAUUUAAGGGAAAAACUGCCGAGGAGAUGGACGAAGAGCGUCAACAACGCUUUCAGCAAGCAAUGGACGAUACAGAAGAGGAGAUUUCGUGCGACCUUGUGCUGUUUGCCAUGGGGUUCGUCCAUCCGGAGCAGAAGAUCGCAGAGGCUCUUGGGCUGGAGGUGGAUCAGCGCCGCAACAUUUGA